Benincasa hispida (wax gourd) is the source of this 495-nucleotide messenger RNA. NCBI's taxonomy places the organism in Eukaryota, Viridiplantae, Streptophyta, Magnoliopsida, Cucurbitales, Cucurbitaceae. The record is from RefSeq and is a predicted model, not a curated record.
AUGGAAUUAGGAUCAAACAGUCUUUCUUCAUUGGCACCACCUAUGUUUGAUGGUGAAAACUACCAGGCAUGGGCUAUUAGAAUGCAAGCCUACAUGGAAGAGUACUCAGAUAAAUUGAUUGGGAUUGUUAACAAGGCAAGAGCAUUAGGAACCAAUUUAUCUGACAAUAGAUUGGUUCAAAAGAUUUUAGUUUCAGUACCUGAGAGAUUUGAAGCAACCAUUGCUUCCUUAGAAAAUAUUAAAGAUCUUUCAACACUCAAGGUGAUAGAAGUGGUUAGUGCUUUGCAAGCACAAAAGCAGAGAAGGUUGAUGAGACAGGAAGGAAGCAUUGAGGGGGCAUUGAAAGCUAGAAUGCAACAGGGAGAAGGUGGAAGAAAGAAGAAGGGGAAAGGGAAGAAGGGAAGUGGCAGCAGUAGCUCAGAAUCUGCUGCAAAAGAUGCUGGUAGUACAUGCAAGCAUUGUGGGAAGCAGAAUCAUCCACAUUUCAGAUGCUAG